UCCGUAGACUUCACUCUCAACGGAAAGAAAAUCACUUUAUUUAGCGGUUCUUUGCAUUACUUCCGAUUACCCAAAGACUACUGGAAGGACAGGCUAUUGAAGUUCAGGGCCGCCGGACUUAACACCGUGCAAACAUACUCGCCAUGGAAUCUACACGAGGAGACCCCCGAUAACUGGGACUUCGAGACGGGUUACCUGAAUCUGAAGGACUUCCUCGAGGCUGUCAAAGCCGCCGACAUGUUUGUCAUGUACCGGAUCGGGCCUUACAUGUGCGGUGAGUGGGACUUAGGGGGUUACCCCUCGUGGCUGCUCAGGGAUCCCAACAUGAAGCUCCGGUCUAACUAUAAGCCACACUUGGAUGCGACGGAGAAGUACUAUAACAAAGUACUCGACAUUAUUAACGACUACCAGUUCACGAAAGGCGGUCCCAUAAUAGCCAUGCAAUUCGAGAACGAGUUCGGAGGCAUUCAUAGUAAUGAUGAUAAGGAGUACUUCGAGUUCAUGAAGAAUGUCAUCGAUUCCCACGGAUUCAAAGAAUUGCUCACUAAUUGCGAUCCGUUUGAUACGGCAGCCGACGCCGCCAAGAAUGUCCUCCAAGACGUUUUAGAGACCGAUAACUUUCAGUCUGAUUCCCUGAAUCUAUUAACUAAACUACGCGAAGCACAGCCUAAUAAGCCCCUGUAUGUAUCCGAGUUCUGGCCAGGGUGGUUUGACCAAUGGGGAGAUGACAAACACCACACCUAUGAUGUGAACGUUUUUGAGAAUGAGAUCACCGAUGUACUGUUCAAGGCCAAUUCAUCGGUUAAUUUCUAUAUGUUUUUCGGUGGCACUAACUUUGGGUUUAUGAACGGGGAUACUGUGGUCACUAGUUAUGAUUAUGACGCACCACUAUCUGAGACAGGUAUGUUUUUAUUUGAGAUGUGUUAUGAAAAU
Molecule: messenger RNA, 933 nt
Organism: Oppiella nova
Lineage: Eukaryota; Metazoa; Arthropoda; Arachnida; Sarcoptiformes; Oppiidae
Source: the annotation of a GenBank genome assembly